Molecule: messenger RNA, 2535 nt
Organism: Schizophyllum commune H4-8
Lineage: Eukaryota; Fungi; Basidiomycota; Agaricomycetes; Agaricales; Schizophyllaceae
Exons: 10
Coding region: 1-2535 (844 amino acids)
Source: RefSeq, a predicted model, not a curated record
AUGAACGUCAUCUCUUCCACCAGCCUCUCGACGCGUCGAAGUGUCAAGAACUCUCCGAUUAUCGAGCACUUUGAGUAUCACUGGGGCAUGGAAAGAGGCGAUUUGAGCCUUGAUAGUCAGAUGAAUCACAUCAAACAGUGUCGGCUGACGUCUUCGGCUCUAGUGCGCUCAGAUAUGGUGCAAAGGCUUCGCGAUUCGGAUUGGGUCUUCAUGCCCACCCAAGAUACUCUUCAAGCAAUGUACGAGCUGGUUCAAUACAACAUGACGGCCCCCAUCGAGGCCCGCAAACGCUUUCUUGACGUGUUCCCCGACAAGGAGUACGAGUACGACGUGGUCCCUUUGUGCAUGAAUUUGAAGAAACGAGCGGCACUAUAUGCUCACGGCGGUGCGCAUAUCAAGGCCUUCCAAGCGCCAUUCGCCAAUCUCCCCCGCAUCAAGUCUCGCGCACAUCCAUUCUUCGUGGUCUUCAUGUCCAGCGAACUUCUCGAUGGCUGCGCGGUUCAUGUGAUGCCCAUGGACCGGGCCGAGCUCCUCAUGAGCUCUGCUGGCCGCAUCGUUAGUUGCUGGAUGAAGGAGCCGCCGGCCACUUUCCUCGUUGGCCCCGAUGUCUGGAAACAGCAUCGUCAUCCGCUGAGCGACGAUGGAAAGGAGGCGCGCACCGCCCUUGGUGACUCUCGCAGAGCCAACGUCUCGCCGAUGCGGUUGCGAAGGUCGACACGUGCGCCCUGUCGUCAGCAGAAGGUUGCCACCUCCGUCAAGCCAUACGCCCGGUAUGACCUCCGUCCGACGCGAACCAGAGGUUCUGCCCUGCCUCGCUCCGGCUUCGAGUCCGGAGAGGAGGACGAUCACUUCGCCUACGACAUAGCUGACCUUCGCGCGUGGGUCGACAAAGUCGAACGCCGAAGGGGCGCCUCCUCCUGGCCGGCGACCUGGAUCGACAAGGAGGCCGCGGACGAUGAUAUGCUCGCUCGCUAUCGUCGCGAAAGCGCACGGGAUGCUGACGACGCGCUGCACCCGCAGACCACCCGUAGCGGUGGCGGGGUGGCUCUUGUCGGCCAUGAUCGCUCUCGAUACUCGAGCAACAAUUGGGCGAUGCGCACACAGGAUACUGUACCAGAACUGUCACACGCAUCAUCAUCAAAUGUUAUUGAGGAGGCCCCCCGACAUCUCACCAAAAUGUCCGAUCUUAAUGCGACGGAUUGGAGGCUCAAAAUGCCCCGACGUUCGAUCCCAGUGCGCCGGAUUUGGGGAAAACUUCGAGCCAAGCAUCCGUCAGAGCACCAACACGGCCUCAUAAGCGGUGGUCUGGGAGGAUUGUCGCCACCGAGACUCAAAUUUGUGCACAAAUCGCAUAAUAUGUCUGCUGUUCCAUCCGAAUGCAUCUCUGAAUGGAAGCAUAUGCAAGACUACUCCAUCGUCGACUAUAAAGUGGUGGAUCUGGACGAGGGCCGAUUUCGCCGUCAGAAAGGCGACCUGGAUCUAAGCUCGCCACUGAACCACAUUCGUCUCCGAGCUGACAUGGCCGAGAGCCUUGAAAAGCUUCGAUGGACGCUUAUUCCGACGCAGAAUACCCUGAGAAAGAUGCAGAAGCUGUCUGAAUACAACAUGUCUGCUGAUAUACACCGGCGGAAGGAUUGUCUCAAGGAGAUCCCGGGUGAGGUGUACGAAUACGACUUCGUUCCCUUGUACUGCCUCAAGAAGGGGCGUCCGACACUGUACGUCAGUCGUGGCAAGACUACUCGUGCCGUCCGCGCGCCCUACACAUCCAUGCCCCGCAUCAAGACGCGCGCACAUCCUCUCUUCGUUACUUUCAUGGCCGAUGACCAGUUUGACAUGUGUAUCUCAACCGUCAUGCCCGCAAAGAAGGCUAAGACCCUCUCGCUCGCUCUUGGCGAUAUCGUGACCUGCUGGAGCAAACCACCACCUUCCGAGUUCCUCGUAGGGCCGGACGUGUGGAAGGAGCACCGCCAUCCCCUCAGUGACGAUGGUCACGAAAGUGACGAAUGCGAACUCGACACGCCACUCCAAGACGCGCGGAAGGGCAACAUGAGCCUACGAUCUGGCGUGCGGAAGACGACGCGUGCGCCAUGCAAGCAGGCGAAGACCACCGCUGCAACCAAACCCUACACUAAACUCGGUCCACGGCCACUGUACAAGCGGUCCUCUGCCCUGCCCCGCCCCGGCGUCAAGUACGACGACGAGCGUCCAGAAGGCGCGGGGUACCCGCUUUCCGAACUGCGCGCCUGGGUCGACGGAGCCGCCUCUCAGUCGCAGAGGAGGGCCACGCGAGCGAGCUGGCGGGCGACGUGGAUUGAAGAGGAGGCCAAGCGGGAUGCGCUGCUCGCGCAAUACCGCACGGAGCGCGCACGCGACGCAGCCAACGCGCUUGACCCGCAUACCAAUCUGCUGUACUCGGGCGGCACCAUCAUGGGGACGAGCACGGACUGGGCGGGGCACUCGAGCAAUAACUGGGCGAGCCGGAUACACGGCGUGUGCUUGAUGGGCGAGAACGUCUUUGCGCGAGCGGCGAAGUAG